Messenger RNA from Miscanthus lutarioriparius, 1404 nucleotides. The record is from the annotation of a GenBank genome assembly. Lineage: Eukaryota; Viridiplantae; Streptophyta; Magnoliopsida; Poales; Poaceae.
AUGACAAUCUCACAUAGGACACGUGCUCGGCCUUCUAACAGUUUAGUUCAUAUUGAGGACAGGGUUUCCAGUCACAAUGACAUUGAUGAUCCAAUGAGGCAUUGGACUGAUGUAAAGGGUAGGACUCCUGCAAGUGUUUUGACCGUUCUACUGAAGAGAAAGCAUCCUGGUUUGAUUGAAUAUGGAGGCAAGAUUGUGGUGGCAUCGACAUGGAAACAUUACCAGGCAGCAACGGACACAGCUGGGAAAUCCGCAGCUGAUGUGAAAAGAUUUAGAUUCAAUCCAGCUAAAGAAAAUGAGUCCAGAAAACAUGUUGGUUCUUCCUGCUCACAACUCCUAUAUAGCAUCAUGUAUUAUGCAAGAAUUACUGCUCCAAUGGAUAAUUUUCGGAUAGUAGAAAAAAGAAGAAUUUGUGACAAGAUUGCUGGAAAGUUCUAUUUGACACGGGAGGAGUACAUUGCCCAACGCCCUGAAUGGAUGCUAGAAAGAUGCUGGGAGGCUUUAGCCACGGAAUGGAGUAGCCCUGAAUUCAAGCAAAGAUCUAAGACAAAUCUUGCAAAUCGCUAUAGCCAGAAAUUUAAACCUCACAAAGGUGGAUCAAACUCUAUUGCAACAAUACGCCAAAAGUUGUCUAAGAAAUUAGGAAGAGAAGUGUUUGAUAUUGAGGCAUGGAUCCAUUCCCAUAGGGGUUCCAAUCCUGAAGAUAUUAGUUCAUUGAACACCGAAGAAGCCUCUUCAUGCUUGGAGAAAUACAAACUUAAGGCUAUUGAGUUGAAUGGACCUGAUUUUGAUUGGCUGCACUCUCCAGUGGAUGCUAGAGCUCUUUACCGAUGCUCUUGUGGUCGUCCACAUGGUAAAUGGGCGAUGUUCAAUGGGGUCAUAAAUGACAACGAGGCCCUACCUGAGUUGAGGAGCACCCAUGCUAAUGCAGCAGCAGCUAGGCGUCAACGUCAAGAGGAAGAGGAACGCUUAAGGAAGGAAGCUCAUGAUGGUCGUGCAACGAAGGAAUAUGCCCAAAGUAUGUUCGAGUGGGGUGCAACGCAAGUUACUUCCCACACCGGAAUGCCUGCCACUGCAGUUCCUUCUCCCCCAGCUCCUCCUCCACCGCCUCCAGCAUAUGUGGCUUCAUUAAGUCCAAAUCCCCCUCUUGACAAUGUUGGUGCAUCAUCUGUUGGAAUGGAAACUCCGGAGGAAACGUUGAGUAGGAUCGCUUACGGAGGCUAUCGUUGUCAUGUGAAUGCCACAAGUGGUGGGGCAAAGCUGCUCGCUGCCUACAGCUACCAGGUUGCAAUGUGCACCUGUGUUGUAGUUCAGUUUGGUCAUUUUGAUGACACAAGUGGUGUUUGUGUUACUGCCUCUAAUGAGAUAUUGCAACUUAAAUCAAUAUGGAUUGAUGAAUGUUAA